Talpa occidentalis (Iberian mole) is the source of this 4458-nucleotide messenger RNA. RefSeq names its product regulation of nuclear pre-mRNA domain containing 1A (gene RPRD1A). The record is from RefSeq and is a predicted model, not a curated record. Gene Ontology annotation, cellular component: RNA polymerase II, holoenzyme. Gene Ontology annotation, biological process: mRNA 3'-end processing. Gene Ontology annotation, molecular function: RNA polymerase II C-terminal domain binding. The coding region runs from base 155 to 1093 and encodes 312 amino acids. NCBI's taxonomy places the organism in Eukaryota, Metazoa, Chordata, Mammalia, Eulipotyphla, Talpidae. The transcript has 7 exons.
AUCUUGCCGGUUUGCUGCCGCUUUCGGAUGUAGCGGCAGCGGUGGUGAGGGCGUGGGGAAGGGUGGGGUGAGGGGGCGAGGCCCCGGCGAGGGCGGCGAAACUCUCCUCCCUCAGCCCCACCGCGUGGGACGGCGCGAUCGCGGUGUCGGAGGGAUGUCCGCCUUCUCCGAGGCGGCGCUGGAGAAGAAGCUGUCGGAGUUGAGCAACUCGCAGCAGAGCGUGCAGACCUUGUCCCUGUGGCUCAUCCACCACCGCAAGCACUCGCGGCCCAUCGUCACCGUGUGGGAGCGGGAGCUGCGCAAAGCCAAACCAAACAGGAAGCUUACUUUUCUCUACCUAGCCAAUGAUGUCAUUCAGAACAGCAAAAGGAAGGGACCAGAGUUUACAAAAGAUUUUGCACCAGUUAUAGUGGAGGCUUUUAAGCAUGUUUCAAGUGAAACUGAUGAAAGUUGUAAGAAGCACCUUGGACGAGUGUUAUCUAUUUGGGAAGAAAGGUCUGUUUAUGAAAAUGAUGUAUUAGAACAACUUAAGCAAGCUCUGUAUGGUGACAGGAAGCCUAGGAAGAGAACUUAUGAACAGAUAAAGGUGGAUGAAAAUGAAAACUGUUCCUCUCUGGGAUCUCCAAGUGAACCACCACAGACUCUAGAUCUCGUUAGAGCAUUACAAGAUCUAGAAAAUGCAGCUUCAGGUGAUGCAGCAGUUCACCAGAGGAUAGCUUCUUUGCCUGUUGAAGUCCAAGAGGUAUCCCUACUAGAUAAAAUAACAGAUAAAGAAUCUGGAGAAAGACUUUCUAAAAUGGUAGAGGAUGCGUGUAUGUUGCUGGCAGAUUACAAUGGCAGAUUGGCGGCUGAAAUAGAUGAUAGGAAACAACUCACUCGAAUGUUAGCAGAUUUUCUUCGUUGUCAAAAGGAAGCCCUUGCAGAGAAAGAGCAUAAAUUGGAAGAAUACAAGCGCAAGUUAGCCAGAGUUUCCCUGGUGCGCAAAGAACUCAGGUCCCGGAUCCAGAGCCUGCCAGACUUAUCUCGAUUGCCCAAUGUCACUGGCAGCCACAUGCACCUGCCCUUUGCGGGGGACAUCUACAGUGAAGAUUGACGACCAGUCUCUUUCCAGGGCCCAGGACUUUGCAAGAAAUGGAGACAGGUUAGGUGGAUAGUCCUGUAGCGUUAUUUUUGUAUAUUGUUGAGAGAGUGACACUAACAAAAAAAUGACAAGUAAUUUAUAAAAUUGUUUAAAAUGUUGGUUUGUUUACUAUUUUAUUGGUAAGUUAACUUAGUUUAAACAAAGUGGUGGUCUCUGUAUUAAUAAGCUCACAAAUAGUGAUUAUUUUCAGAAGAUCUUUUGUAAAUUUUUUUUUUUAAUUCAGGGCCUUGUGAGAAAUUCCAUGUUUCUAUUUCUUCAUGUAUUUUCAUGUUUCUUUUAUUUUCUUCAGUAUCUAAUCACUGUAUAGUAUGUAAUUCUGAAAGGGUAAGAACUAAUCAGGAUUUGGUUGAGACUUUUUAUGGUAUAGUUAGGACUUGAUUGUAGAAGGGACUAAAUGUUUCGACUUAAUCCUCCCCCUUCUUGACCAAAAUAUCAGUUCUGUGCCUCUCAAUGCCUUUGAUUCUUUAUCCCUCCGAGGUGCGUAACAACCCUAAACAUGGAUGUUACUUUGAGCGGUAGAUCAGAGCCUAGAGAACUAUCCACACUAACACUAUAGGGAUUCCAUUCCAACUGCCAGUGUAGAAUAAAUAAUGUUAAAUAGGGGUCCCCUCGAUAAAUUGUUAAGAAUUAUUUGAGUAGAUUAAUAUGAAUAUGCUUGGGAAUUGUUAUAAAUUGUGACAUUCUACCAAGAAGACAACUUUGAUUCUGGAACUGAUUUCUCUUUAUCACAUCAGUCUUCUUUUAACAUAAUUGAUCUCUAACAAAAUCAUCUGUGGGAUUAAAAUAAACAAAAAAUAAUAUUUUCAUUACUUCCUUAGCCAUUUAACUCCAAAAAUAGUAUUUUUAGCUCUGUUAGCUCAAAAACAUAAUGUUAUUGUUCAGUAAAAUAGCCUGGAACAUUUUUAAUAUUUCUUUGAGGUUUUUGAAUGCCUGUAUAUUUGGAAAUUAAGCAGUGCUAUACUACAGGGUAGAUCUGGUAAAUACUAUAUUUGUAUAUUUAGAAUUACCAAAACAAAUGUACUUUUUACCUUUUAUUUCUAGCCCUGUGUGUUAGAGCAGUUGCAUGGUCUCGUGCUUUCUUUUAAAAUCACAUUGUUAAGCUGUGGAUUUGUACGCAAUAAGUUAGGAUAAACAUUUUUUCUCAUUCAUUACAUAUUAGAUCUUUUUCUUUUUGUUGUGUAAGCAGAUUCAAAUUAGAUAGUCAAUAAAACAUUUCUUAAAUCCCACAAGCCAAUUAUGUCUCACUAGUUUUAAUGGAUUCACUCUUUCUUUCUCAGCAUUAGAUAUAGUGAAAAUGAAUUUAUAUGUGAAGGAGAAAGCAAAUGUUUGUUAUAGCUUAUAGUUCUGAAAACAUUACUUUCAACAGUUUGACCUCUCUCCAAAACGGAAACAUAUAAGUGUUCCCCACACAAACUUGGCUGAUAUUUCAGUUUUUAGUUAACUUUGGGACUCUGGGCACAACUUUCUCAGAGAAACAGCAGUACUUAAGUUCCCUGUGAAUGCCACAGAAAGCUCACCUCGGAAUCUAAUCCACUUAACCACGAAUGUAUUUGUGAUAUGUUUGACAAAUUACUACUAGAUCCUGACCAGCAUUUGUAACAUCACUGUAAGGAAAUGUUGUGCAGCAGCCGGACUCACACAUUGGGUCUCUGUCUUGUGUACCUGUCUCCAGGUGUAGGAAAUACAAGAAAAAGAGCAUUGUGGAGAGGGAGGGUAACAAGUGCACAAUUAAUUAGAAAACCUGGUUAUGCCUAUUAUAAAAGUCUAGCAAGUAAGUUUUUGAUGUUAAAGUGAAAGCAAAAACUUUUAUGUUAACUUAUUUGCAAUAUCUUGACUUUAUGAUCUGCUAAAAUAGUGAUUGAUUCAUUUUAAAUAUAUUUUUUCCAUUUAAAACUAAUUUAUAAGCUAUAUGUAGUCCUGAGAAGAUUAAAAUCUAUUAGUUUAUUGAAAUAUUUUCACCAUUUUAAGGCAGACUUCUGACUUAGAUACUGAUUUUCAUGCCAGUAUCUGCACUAAAUAUUUAUGAUAAAAAUGCGUUAUUUUUUUAAAGAGCUUGACGUGAUUUGUGAUGAUAGUACUCAACCUGAAUCCUACCCCAAUCCCAUUCUUUGACCAUUUCUUCACAAACCCUGUUGUUGCUUAAUUCACCAAUUGUAAACAUGAAUGAUAGCAUCUGGCUUAGUUUUCAGCCUUGUUUAUGAUAGUUAACGUGAUAAGCCUUAGCAGUAAAUAGUCUUCCUUUCUAAAAGGUAGACUAUCUUUUCUGAAGAAAUGGGGUUAUGCGGAGGCAAGAUAAUACCAAAUUAUAAAUCAUGAGUUUUUCCAUUGUUCAUAUGAACCAAAUCAUGCAUCUUUGAGUGUAGUUUGGCUUGGCUCCUCAGGAGAAAAGUAGGGGUACUGUGGUUUGAAUGGAUACCAUCACUCUUUUUUCCACAAACAGUGCAGAGAGCUGUCUGGAGUGGCAAUUUGAACAGACUCCUUGGCCUUCCCUCUGCUCCAUCAUUACAGUAAGUAAAAAAAAAAAAUAAAUAAAUAAUGGGGGUACUUGGGAGUCUGAGAAAAUCAGCUGUACUCGAUAGCCAACCUCCCCCCUCUAGGAAAACUAGUCCAGAUGCAACUAUUUUGUUAUCUUUUCUCACAUGCACUCUGAAGUAGGGUUUUCCAUAAGAAUUCCUUCAUAAUCAGCAUAAACUGGGAUAACAUCUUGAUUUGCAAAAUUAAAAACAAAGCUUGUUUGUCAUUUGUUAGGGUAGGUAAGCUUCUCAUCUCUUACAGUAUAGCUAUUGAACUGAGUCUGAGAAAUCUUUAGAAAGAAAAAACUCAAAAGUACAAAUUAAUUGGGAUAUUUCGAACAACCUGAUUUUCCAUUCUAAAAAUUUACAGUACUUGAGGUAAUAUAAAGCUUCUAAACUGCUUUGUAAUUCUAAUAGCACCUAAAGAUGUAGUCUUGUUUCAUAGAUGUUGCACUAUAUCAAAGCUUUUUAGUGUAAACCCAGUUCUUCUCAGUAUUAAAAAAAGGAAGUAUUGUGUUACCACAUUUAUUUAUACAGAGCUUUUGUUGCCACUGUAAUCCCAGCCAUCCACACAUGAAUCUGUUGUGAGGGGGCAAUAGCACACGGGAAGAUGAGUUUCCCUGUUUCUUUACCCCUUUUUCUUUGGCUGUAUCUGAUGACAAUAUAAGAUGUUCUUAAUAAAGUUUUAUGUUCUUUUUGAAGUGUGUAGAUUAUUUUUUGUGAAUCUAAUUAAAUGGAUAUGGAGUAAGCGGGGGAGAGAUGAAUGAACUUGGGAGAGAAAUCACUGGAAAUAUUCAGUGAUGG